Fukomys damarensis (Damara mole-rat) is the source of this 9759-nucleotide messenger RNA. RefSeq names its product collagen type VII alpha 1 chain (gene Col7a1). Gene Ontology annotation, molecular function: protein binding; serine-type endopeptidase inhibitor activity. The transcript has 119 exons. The coding region runs from base 638 to 9454 and encodes 2938 amino acids. Lineage: Eukaryota; Metazoa; Chordata; Mammalia; Rodentia; Bathyergidae. The record is from RefSeq and is a predicted model, not a curated record.
UGACAGGUUCUUUCCUCCUCCUGGCUGCUCCCUCCUCAGAGAGGGGUGCAUUACUUAGAUCCAGUCCGUUAGAGCCUUGGUGUCCCUAAAAUAGGUCCAGAACCCCUGAUUUGCUGGGGGCUACUCUGCUGUCAAGGAAGUUGGGGUGGGGCCCUCCUAGGAGGCCCACCAGACAGGGAUGGCUGAUUCACAAGGGUGGCGUGAGUCGGGACUCAUGGCCUCCAGGCUUGUCUGGGCACCCCCACUAGGUGGGGGUGACUCAUUCUCCAGCUGCAGCCUCCCCCUACCUUGGCACAGCUAGCUACCCCUUUGGUCUGAGGGAACCUGUCCACACUUCAGCCUUCAGCAGUCAUUUCUCCGGUUAAGCUGUGACCCGACAUGGGUUGGUUGGGAAGCUCUCUCUCCGCAUCUCCUUUUCAGAGCCUCGGGGUUUCCAGACGCCCCAAGAGGGGCUUCAGAUAGUCUGGGGAAGGAGUGGGGGCGGCAACCUCUGGGGAGGUGGGUGAGGGCGGGCGCUUGGGUCCCCGCCUGCGGCCCCGCCCCCUCCCCGGGGAUGGGGACUUUUUCUGGAGCAGUGCUGGGCGGGACUGCAGCGGCGGCGGCGAGGGCAGCAGGAGCCGACUGAGGGGCGCGCAGGAUGAGGUCGUGGCUCCUGGUGGCCGCACUCUGCGCUGGGAUCCUGGUGGGGGUGCCCCGACUGCGGGCCCAACCUGGGGAGAGAGUGACCUGCACGCGCCUUUACGCCGCUGACAUUGUGUUUCUACUGGAUGGCUCCUCCUCCAUUGGCCGUAACAACUUCCGAGAAGUGCAGGGAUUCCUGGAGGGGCUGGUGCUGCCUUUCUCCGGAGCAGCCAGUACCCAGGGAGUGCGCUUUGCCACGGUGCAGUACAGUGAUGACCCACGGACGGAGUUUGGCCUGGAUGCACUUGGCUCUGGGGGUGAUGUAAUCCGUGCCAUCCGAGAGCUCACCUACAAGAAGGGCAAUACUCGCACAGGGGCCGCACUCCUCCACGUGUCCAACCAUGUCUUCCUGCCUCAGCUGUCCCGACCCGGCAUCCCCAAGGUCUGCAUCCUGAUCACUGACGGGAAGUCCCAAGACCUGGUGGACACAGCUGCCCAGAGGCUGAAGGAGCAGGGUGUCAAGCUGUUUGCUGUGGGAAUCAAGAACGCUGACUUUGAGGAGUUGAAUCGAGUUGCUUCACAGCCAAGUAGUGAUUUCUCCUUCUUCAUCAAUGACUUUGGCAUCUUGAGGACACUACUGCCCCUCAUUUCCCGGAGAGUAUGCACAACUGCUGGGGGCGUGCCUGUAACCCUGCCUUCCCAUGAGUUGUCCGGCCCCCGGGACCUGGUGCUGUCUGAGCCAGGCAGUCAGUCCUUGAGAGUACAAUGGACAGCAGCAAGUGGCCCUGUGACUGGCUACAGGGUCCACUACACCCCUCUGACAGGGCUGGGACAGCCACUGCCAAGUGAGCGGCAGGAGGUGAACGUCCCAGCUGGUGAGACCAGCUUGUGGCUGCGAGGUCUCCGGCCGCUGACUGAGUACCAGGUGACCGUGGUUGCUCUCUACGCCAACAGCAUCGGGGAGGCCGUGAGUGGGACUGCUCGGACCACUGCCCUGGCAGGGCCAGAGUUGACCAUCCAGAACACCACAGCUCACAGCAUCCUCGUGGCCUGGCAGAGUGUGCUGGGUGCCACUGGCUACCGUGUGACAUGGCAUGCCCUCAGGGGGGGUGCCACACAGCAGCAGGAGCUGGACCCUGGGCAGGGGUCAGUGUUGCUACGUGAGCUGGAGCCUGGCACAGACUACGAGGUGACUGUGAGCGCCAUGUUUGGCCAUACCGUAGGGCCUGCCACUUCCCUCACCACCCGCACUGACACCUCUAUUGAGCAGACCUUGCGCCCUGUCAUUCUGAGCCCCACAGCCAUCCUCCUUUCCUGGAACUUGUUGCCUGAGGCCCGUGGCUACCGGCUGGAGUGGCGCCGUGAGAGUGAGAGUGGCCUAGAGCCACCGCAGAAGGUGGAGCUGCCCAAGGAUGUGACCCACUACCGGCUGGAUGGGCUGCAGCCAGGCACUGAGUACCGCCUCACACUCUACACUCUGCUGGAGGGCCGCGAGGUGGCCACGCCUGCCACAGUGGUUCCCACUGCAGGGCCAGAGCAGCCCCCGGGCCCUGUGAGGGACCUGCAAGCAACUGAACUGCCCGGGCAUCGGGUGAGAGUGUCCUGGAGCCCAGUCCCCGGUGCCACUGAGUACCGCAUCACUGUGCGCAACACCCUGGGGGUUGAGCGGACCCUGGUGCUUCCUGGGAGCCAGACGGCCUUCGACUUGGAUGACGUCCGAGCAGGACUUAGCUAUACUGUGCGGGUGUCUGCUCGCAUGGGCCCUCGGGAGGGUGGCUCCAGCAUCCUCACUGUCCGCCGAGAACCAGAAGCUCCCCUUGCUGUCCCAGUACUUCGGAUCAUGCUGUCAGAUGCAACCAGAAUAAGGGUGACCUGGAGCCCCGUUCCUGGAGCCAGUGGAUUUCGGAUUAGCUGGAGCACAGGCAGUGGUCCUGAGUCUAGCCAGACAUUGCCUCCAGACUCUACUGCCACAGACAUCCUGGGGCUGCAGCCUGGAACCUCCUACCAGGUGGCUGUGUCAGCACUUCGAGGGAGAGAAGAAGGCCCCCGUGGAGUCAUCGCUGCUCACACUGACCCUCUGGGCCCUGUGAGAACAGUCCACGUGACACAGGCUGGGAGCUCUUCUGUCACCAUUGCUUGGACCAGGGUUCCUGGCGCCACAGGAUACAGAGUUUCCUGGCACUCGGAACAUGUUCCGGAGAAAUCCCAGUUGGUUGCUGGGGAGGCCACAAUGGCUGACCUAGAAAGGCUGGAGCCAGACACUGAAUAUACGGUACACGUGAGGGCCCAUGCAUCUGGUGUGGAGGGAACCCCUGCCUCUGUGGUUGUGAGGACUGCCCCUGAGCCUGUGGGCAGUGUGUCAAAGCUGCAGAUCCUCAAUGCUUCCAGUGAUGUUCUGCGGGUGACCUGGGUCGGGGUCCCUGGAGCUACAGCCUACAGACUGGCUUGGGGCCGGAGCGAAGGUGGCCCCACCAGACAGCAGAUACUCCCAGGAAAUACUGACUCCGCAGAGAUACGGGGUCUGGAAGGUGGAAUCAGCUACUCAGUGGGAGUGACUGCUCUAGUUGGGGACCGAGAGGGCCCACCUGUCUCCAUUGUCGUCACUACGCCACCCGAGGCUCCCAGCACCCUGGAGACUCUUCGUGUGGUGCAGCGUGGGGAGCAUUCACUGAGGCUGCACUGGGAGCCGGUGUCUGGGGCACAUGGUUUCCGGCUGCGCUGGCGAUCUGAAAGUGGUCAGGAACAGUCCCAGGUCCUGGGGCCUGAGUCCAGCAGCUACCACCUGGAUGGACUGGAGCCGGGCACACGGUACCACAUGUGGCUGAGUGCCUUGGGGCCAGCUGGGGAAGGGCCUCCCAAGGAGGUCACUGCAUACACUGAGUCUCCCCGUGUCCCAAGCACUGAACUACGCGUGGUAGAUACCUCAGUCGACUCAGUUACUCUGGCCUGGACGCCAGUGUCUGGGGCAUCCAACUACAUCCUGUCCUGGCGGCCACUCAGAGGCACUAGCCAGGAUGUGCCUGGGACCCCACAGACGCUUCCAGGGAUCUUGAGCUCCCAGAGGGUGACAGGGCUGCAGCCUGGGGUCUCCUAUGUCUUCUCCCUGACACCUGUCCAGGGGGGUGUACGGGGUCCUGAUGUCUCUAUCACACAGAACCCAGUGUGUCCUCAUGGCUUGGCGGAUGUGGUCUUCCUGCUGCAUACCACUCAAGAUAAUGCUCACCGUGCGGAGGCUAUGAGGCGGGUCCUGGAGCGCCUGGUGUCUGCACUUGGGCCUCUUGGGCCUCAGGCCACCCAGGUUGGCCUGCUGUCAUAUAGUCACCGGCCCUCCCAACUCUUCCCACUGAAUAGUUCCCAUGACCUUGGCGUCAUCUUGCAGAAGAUCCGUGGCAUCUCCUAUGUGGACCCAAGUGGGAACAAUCUGGGUGCGGCUGUGAUUGUAGCUCACAGACAGCUCUUGGCACCGGAUGCUCCUGGGCGCCGUCAGCAAGUGCCAGGGGUGAUGGUUCUGUUGGUGGAUGAGCCCCUGAGAGGUGACAUAUCCAGCCCUAUCCGAGAGGCCCAGGCUGGUGGACUCAAGGUGAUAAUGAUGGGCUUGGCUGGAGCUGAUCCGGAACAGCUUCGCCGCUUGGUGCCGGACACAGAUCCUCUCCAGAAUUUCUUUGCUGUUGACGAUGGCCUGAGUCUGGACCAUGCAGUCAGUGACCUGGCAAUAGCUCUGUGUCAGACAGCCAUGGCCACUCAGCCCCGGCUGGGACCCUGCUCAGUGCAUUGUCCAAAGGGCCAGAAGGGGGAGCCUGGAGUGACGGGCCUGGAAGGACAAGCUGGGCCCCCUGGUGCCCCUGGCCUCCCGGGCAGGACUGGUGCUCCUGGCCCUCAGGGCCCCCCUGGAAGUACUGUUGCAAAGGGUGAGAGGGGCUUCCCUGGAGUGGAUGGACCUCCGGGCCUCCCUGGCCACCCCGGAACUCCUGGGACCCCUGGUCUGAAGGGCUCCCCAGGAUUGCCCGGCCCUCGUGGGGAACCGGGAGAGCGAGGGCCUCGAGGCCCAAAGGGGGAGCCGGGGGAGCCUGGGCAUGUCACUGGAGAUUGGCAACCAGGGCUUCCUGGGAGAAAAGGGGACCCUGGACCUUCAGGUCCUCCUGGACCUCGUGGCCCUUUGGGGGAACCAGGACCCCGUGGUCUCCCAGGGCUUCCUGGCACAACUGUAAAGGGUGACAAAGGCAAUCGUGGGGAACGUGGUCCUCCUGGACCAGUUGUUGGUGGCACUGCUUCUGGGGAGCCUGGGCUGCCGGGUCUUCCUGGAAACCCUGGACUCCAAGGCCCAGUUGGCCCCUCUGGAGAGAAAGGGGAAAAGGGUGACUGUGAAGAUGGAGCCCCAGGCCUCCCAGGACGACCUGGCCCCCCGGGGGACCUGGGCCUUCGGGGACCUCCUGGAAUCACUGGCUCCAAAGGUGAUCGGGGACUGACUGGGUCCCCUGGUGAGAUUGGAGCAAAAGGUGAACGGGGACUCCCUGGCCCAGUGGGACCCCAGGGGCCGCCUGGGCUUGCUGGACAUCCUGGAGCCAGGGGUCCUGAAGGGCCACCAGGACCUGCUGGCCGCCGAGGAGAGAAGGGAGAGCCUGGACGCCCUGGGGACCCUGUGGUGGUGACACCUGCUGGUGCUGGAGCCAAAGGAGAGAAGGGAGAUGUGGGGCUCCCUGGGCCCAGAGGAUCUGCUGGAGUCCAAGGGGAACCGGGCCUGCCUGGGUUGGCCAGUCCUGGAGAUCCUGGCCCCAAGGGAGACCCUGGAGACCGGGGUCCCAUUGGCCUCACUGGUAGAGCAGGACCUCCAGGUGACUCAGGGUCCCCUGGAGAGAAAGGAGACCCAGGGCGGCCUGGCCCUCCUGGACCUGCUGGCCCCCGAGGACGAGAUGGUGAAGUUGGAGAGAAGGGUGACGAGGGUCUCCCGGGUGACCCAGGUUUGCCUGGGAAAGUGGGUGAGCGUGGCCCUCGGGGUGUACCUGGAGCUCGGGGGCCUGUGGGUGAGAAGGGAGACCCGGGAGACCCUGGAGAGGAUGGACGAAAUGGAAGCCCUGGACUGUUGGGACCUAAGGGUGACCGUGGGGAGCCGGGACCCCCAGGACCCCCUGGACGACUGGUGGACACGGGACUUGGAGUCAGAGAGAAGGGCGAGCGUGGACAGGAGGGUCCUCGAGGACCCAAGGGUGACCCUGGCCUGCCUGGAGCCUCUGGGGAGAGAGGCAUUGAUGGGCUUCGAGGACCCCCAGGCCCGCAGGGGGACCCAGGUAUCCGAGGCCCAGCAGGAGAAAAGGGUGACCGGGGCCCCCCUGGGCUGGAUGGCCGGAGUGGGCUGGAUGGCAAACCAGGAGCGCCUGGCCCCCCUGGGCAGCCUGGUGCUGUUGGCAAAGCUGGGGAGCCAGGGAGAGACGGGCUUCCAGGCCUUCGCGGAGAGCACGGUCCCCCUGGCCCCCCUGGCCCCCCUGGUGCAUUGGGAAAGCCGGGUGAGGAUGGCACACCUGGCCUGAAUGGGAAAAAUGGACAACCUGGUGACCCUGGAGAAGCUGGAAGAAAGGGGGAGAAGGGAGAGUCAGGUGCCCCAGGGAGAGAAGGUCACGAUGGCCCCAAGGGUGAGCGUGGAGCUCCUGGGAGCCCUGGACCCCAGGGCCCUCCAGGUCUUCCAGGGCAGGUUGGCCCUCCUGGCCAGGGUUUUCCUGGUGUCCCUGGAAGCAUGGGUCCCAAGGGUGACCGUGGGGAGACUGGAUCCAAAGGGCAGCAGGGCCUCCCUGGAGAGCGUGGUGCCAGAGGAGAACCUGGGAGUGUGGUGAAUGUGGAGAAGGUGCUGGAAACUGCUGGCAUUAAGGCAUCUGUCCUGCGGGAGAUUGUGGAGACCUGGGAUGAGAGUUCUGGCAGCCUGCUACCUGUGCCAGACCGGCGUCGAGUCUCCAAGGGGGACCCAGGCGAGCGGGGUCCCCCAGGCAAAGAGGGUCCCAUCGGCUUUCCUGGAGAACGUGGGCUGAAGGGAGACCGUGGAGACCCUGGACCCCAGGGGCCUCCUGGCCUGGCCCUUGGGGAGAGGGGCCCUCCUGGACCUCCUGGCCUUGCUGGGGAGCCUGGGAAGCCUGGCAUUCCGGGACUCCCAGGCCAGGCUGGGGCUGUGGGAGAGGCAGGGAGGCCAGGCGAGAGGGGAGAGCGUGGUGAGAAAGGAGAACGUGGAGAACAGGGCAGAGAUGGCCAUCCUGGCCUCCCUGGGCCUCCCGGCCCUCCUGGCCCCAAGGUGGCCAUCGACGAGCCAGGUCCUGGACUAGCUAGAGAACAAGGACCCCCUGGAUUCAAGGGUGCUAAGGGAGAGCCAGGCAGAGAUGGUGAUCAAGGUCUGAAAGGAGACAGGGGUGUGCCAGGCAUCAAGGGAGACAGGGGAGAGCCUGGACAGAGGGGUCUUGAUGGCAGCCCGGGUCUGCUGGGAGAACGUGGUGUGGCUGGGCCUGAAGGGAAGCCGGGUUUGCAGGGUCCCAGGGGAGCCCCUGGCCCAGUGGGUGGCCACGGAGACCCUGGACCACCUGGUGCCCCAGGUCUCAACGGCCUUGUGGGACCCCAGGGACCUUCUGGCCUGAAGGGGGAACCUGGAGAGACUGGACCCCCGGGACGGGGUCUGCCAGGACCUGCGGGACCCGUGGGACUUCCUGGCCCCCCUGGCCCUUCGGGCCUUGUGGGUCCACAGGGGGCGCCAGGGUUGCCUGGACAAGUGGGGGAAACUGGGAAGCCAGGAGCCCCGGGUCGUGAUGGUACCAGUGGGAAGGAUGGAGACAGAGGAAGCCCUGGUGUGCCAGGGCCACCGGGUCUGCCGGGCCUUGUCGGACCUAAAGGAGAAGCUGGACCCAUGGGACCUCCUGGACAGGUCGUGGUCGGGCCUCCUGGAGCAAAGGGAGAGAAGGGAGCCCCGGGAGACCUUGCUGGAGACCUGGUGGGUGAGCCGGGUCCCAAAGGUGACCGAGGACUACCAGGGCCACGGGGCGAGAAGGGUGAAGCUGGCCGUGCAGGGGAGUCUGGAGACCCUGGGGAAGAUGGUCAAAAAGGAGCUCCUGGACUCAAAGGUCACAAGGGUGACCCAGGAGUUGGGGUCCAAGGCCCCACUGGGCCAACUGGUCCUCCAGGCAUGAAGGGAGACACGGGUCCCCCUGGAUCCCCUGGUGCUCCUGGAAUUAUUGGGUUCCCUGGUCAGACAGGCCCUCGAGGAGAGACGGGCCAGCCAGGCCCUGGUGGAGAGCGGGGUUUGGCAGGGCUUCCAGGGAGAGAAGGUGCCCCAGGCCCCUUGGGGCCACCUGGACCACCAGGGUCGCCGGGAGCACCUGGAGCCUCUGGACUCAAAGGAGACAAGGGAGACCCUGGAGUAGGACUGCCUGGGCCCCGAGGAGAGCGUGGGGAGCCAGGUGUCCGGGGUGAAGACGGCCACCCUGGCCAGGAGGGACCCCGAGGACUCAUGGGGCCCCCAGGCAGCCGGGGUGACCAAGGGCAGAAGGGUGAUGCUGGAACCACAGGCCUAAAAGGUGACAAGGGUGACUCGGCUGUGAUUGAGGGGCCUCCAGGACCACGGGGUGCCAAGGGGGACAUGGGUGAACGUGGGCCUCGGGGCCUAGAUGGUGACCCAGGACCUUGGGGAGACAGUGGGAACCCUGGUGACAAGGGUGUCAAGGGAGAACCUGGUGAGAAGGGCAUGGCUGGGUCAGUGGGAGCUCGUGGACUCGCAGGACCCAAGGGUGAGCCUGGUGCUCCAGGGAUGGCUGGUGACUCGGGACCCCCAGGAAAGGAUGGAGCCCCUGGUUUCCAAGGAGACAAAGGAGAUGUUGGCUUCAUGGGUCCCCGAGGCAUCAAGGGUGAACGAGGGAUGAAGGGAGCCUGCGGCCUUGAUGGAGAGAAGGGAGACAAGGGAGAAGCUGGUCUCCCAGGCCGACCUGGGCUGGCAGGACGAAAAGGAGAGAUUGGGGAACCUGGUAUACCAGGUCAGUCUGGAGUUCCUGGCAAAGAGGGACUGAUUGGUCCCAAGGGUGACCGAGGCUUUGAUGGGCAAUCAGGACCCAAGGGUGACCAGGGUGAGAAAGGGGAGCGGGGACCCCCAGGAACUGGGGGCUUCCCAGGUCCCAGGGGCAAUGAUGGCUCUAGUGGUCCCCCUGGGCCACCUGGCAGUGUCGGUCCUAAAGGCCCUGAAGGACUUCAAGGCCAGAAGGGUGAGCGAGGUCCCCCUGGAGAGCGUGUGGUGGGGGCCCCUGGGCCUCCUGGAACCCCGGGUGAGAGAGGGGAACAGGGGCGGCCGGGUCCUACUGGUCCCCGUGGUGAAAAGGGAGAAGCUGCAAUGACGGAGGAUGACAUUCGGGGCUUUGUGCGUCAAGAGAUGAGUCAACAUUGCGCCUGCCAGGGCCAGUUUAUUGCGUCAGGAUCACGACCCCUCCCCAGUUAUGCUGCGGACACAGCUGGCCUCCAGAGCCGCCGGCUGGUGCCUGUGCUCCGGGUCUCCCACGUAGAGGAGGAGGACCAAGUGCCCCCUGAGGACGAUGAGUUCUCUGAAUACUCCGAGUAUUCUGUGGAGGAAUACCAGGACCCUGAGGUUCCUUGGGACAGUGAAGACCCCUGCUCCCUGCCGCUGGACGAGGGCUCUUGCACUGCCUACACCCUACGCUGGUACCAUCGGGCUGUGCCCGGAGGCUCAGAGACCUGUCAUCCUUUCGUCUAUGGUGGCUGUGGAGGGAAUGCCAACCGCUUCGGGACCCGUGAGGCCUGUGAGCAUCGCUGCCCACCACGAGUGGUCCAAAGCUCAAGAACAGGUGCUGCCCGGAGCUAAGGCCUGUGUGAGGAGCUGAUGUUCAGCAUCCUCCGGGAGAUGGGGUCACAGCAGGGCCCUGUGGUCCCUCCCCUUGGUGCUAAGAAGCUGGUGUGCACGUGAGCGUGGUGUACAUGUCCGUUAUUUCAGUGACUGAGUUCCGUGGGUCUAGCCUUCCCCCUGCAGACAAACCCCCAUUGUGCAGAUGACUCAUGGCGGGGGUGGCUGUGGGCAGUGAGCAGAUGUGACUAGGUCUGACGGUCCCUUGACCCAAACCUGUGAUACCAUGGUGCUGAUUUUGGGGAACAUUAAAGCUGCUGUUUUAA